AUGAUGAAUGCGACGCAUCUGAUGGAAGACUUUGUUAAAGCGGAUCUCUGGGACAUAGCGUUACCUUAUCAGCGCAAUUUCCUACCCCCAACUCUCUCGCCUGAGCAAAAGGAGGCUUUCCUUGCGAAGCAGCACGCCGUCUUAUCCAAAGAAGCCAACGGCAUUGAAGGCGGGCCAAAGAUGCCACAUGCCAAUCUUGCUACGUCAGCAGACGCAUACCUCGAGGUCCUCGCACAUCUCGAUAGUGGUGGACAUGGCAUCGUCGGCAAGAUAAAAGUGAAAGUGUCCAAAAAAGUCUAUGCUCGCAAAACGCUUCAGCUGUCCGAUAUUGGCCUGGAACCGUCAGCGUUGAAGAAUUUCAACGACGAAAUCCAAUUAUUGAAGAGACCGAGUUAUCAUCACCGCGUCCGUUACGUCGGUUCUUACACUGAUCCGAAACGGCUGUCCUCUAUUCUUCAGGAACAACGCUGUCACCACAAGGAUAUCAAGCCGGGCAACAUUCUUGUAAAGGCUGGCAAAGUAUUCAUUACUGACUUUGGAAUUGCGAAUGACUGGAGUGACAAAACAAGAAGUACUGCUACGGGUCAGAUUCUUUCGUUCUCGCUUCCGUACGCCGCACCACAGGUGCUCGACUUCAAACCAAGAAAUACUGCGUCCGACAUGUGGUCUCUAGGUUGCGUUUAUCUUGAUAUGGUGGCUGUGUUGAAUGGAGAAGGCCUUGAAACUCGAAAUCAAUUCUUUGAAGUCACUGGCACUGGCGCCCCCAGUCCUACAAACCAGGAAGCAUACAAACAGUGGGUGAAACAGCUAAAAGCAAGCAGCGAUGAGAAACCACUAGAAUAG
This is a messenger RNA of Cladophialophora bantiana CBS 173.52, 843 nucleotides long. RefSeq lists its product as uncharacterized. NCBI's taxonomy places the organism in Eukaryota, Fungi, Ascomycota, Eurotiomycetes, Chaetothyriales, Herpotrichiellaceae. The transcript has 3 exons. Gene Ontology annotation, molecular function: ATP binding; protein serine/threonine kinase activity. Bases 1 to 843 code for a protein of 280 amino acids. Gene Ontology annotation, biological process: protein phosphorylation. Gene Ontology annotation, cellular component: cytoplasm. The record is from RefSeq and is a predicted model, not a curated record.